Molecule: messenger RNA, 3130 nt
Organism: Loxodonta africana (African savanna elephant)
Lineage: Eukaryota; Metazoa; Chordata; Mammalia; Proboscidea; Elephantidae
Gene: PARD6B
Product: par-6 family cell polarity regulator beta
Exons: 3
Coding region: 30-1145 (371 amino acids)
Biological process (GO): centrosome cycle; regulation of cellular localization; establishment or maintenance of cell polarity
Cellular component (GO): cell cortex; apical plasma membrane; nucleus
Molecular function (GO): protein binding
Source: RefSeq, a predicted model, not a curated record
AGGAGGCCGCCGCGGGCUCGGCGCUCAGCAUGAACCGCAGCCACCGGCACGGGGCGGGCAGCGGCUACCUGGGCACCAUGGAGGUGAAGAGCAAGUUUGGAGCUGAAUUUCGUCGUUUUUCACUGGAAAGAUCAAAACCUGGAAAAUUUGAGGAGUUCUAUGGAUUACUGCAACAUGUUCAUAAGAUACCCAAUGUUGACGUUUUAGUAGGCUAUGCAGACAUCCAUGGGGACUUACUACCUAUAAAUAACGAUGAUAAUUACCACAAAGCUGUUUCAACAGCCAACCCACUGCUUAGGAUUUUUAUUCAAAAGAAGGAAGAAGCAGACUACAGUGCCUUUGGUACAGACACGCUAACAAAGAAGAAGAAUGUCUUAACUAAUGUAUUGCGUCCUGACAACCAUAGAAAAAAGCCACAUAUAGUCAUUAGUAUGCCCCAAGACUUCAGACCCGUGUCUUCCAUUAUAGAUGUGGAUAUUCUCCCAGAAACACAUCGUAGGGUGCGUCUUUACAAAUACGGCACAGAGAAACCCCUAGGGUUCUAUAUCCGGGAUGGCUCCAGUGUCCGGGUGACACCACAUGGCUUAGAGAAGGUCCCAGGGAUCUUCAUAUCCAGGCUUGUCCCAGGAGGCCUGGCUCAAAGCACAGGACUCUUAGCUGUUAACGAUGAAGUUCUAGAAGUUAAUGGCAUAGAAGUUUCAGGGAAGAGUCUUGAUCAAGUAACAGACAUGAUGAUUGCAAACAGCCGCAACCUCAUUAUAACAGUGAGACCAGCGAACCAGAGGAAUAAUGUUGUUAGGAACAGUCGGACUUCCGGCAGCUCUGGCCAGUCUACUGAUAACAGUCUCCAUGGCUACACACAGCCGACUGAAUCAAGCUUUCAGUUUGACGAAGACAGUGAUGAAGAUGACAUAAUUAUUGAAGAUAACGGAGCACCGCAGCAGAUCCCUAAAGCUGUGCCAGCUGCCGAGAGCCUGGAGUCGUUGGCACAAAUAGAACUCAGUUUCGAGUCUGGACAGAAUGGUUUUAUUCCUUCUAACGAAGUGAAUUUAGCACCCGGACCAAGUGGCACGAACACAGAAUCUGAAACACGUGCUCCAGAUCACAAACUUUUAGAAGAAGAUGGAACAAUCAUAACAUUAUGAAACCGUCAUUAGAAUGUUUUCUGAGAGAGGCUGCCACAGGGACUUGUAAGUUUGGCUAGUUUAAAGUGUGCAUAUACCUCUGAGCCAGUGAUACGGAAUAGGCAUGAGAAAAAUAGUAUUGCAAGCUUAAAAUGUUAUUAAAAUAAUAGUUUGAUAAUUGUUAAUACAAACUCCGGUGGAUCAGAGGUGAAUAUAAGUCUGUGAACGGUGGGGCCUUUGCUUAAUGAAAUCACAUGCUUUUGCUAUUUUGUCUGGAAAACUGGAUAUUAGAGCACAUUUUCAGAACUCUGGGGGAGGGAAGACUGCAUCAUUUCCGUUUGAAGUGGUUGCAUAUUUAACCUGCUGUGCAGAGCCCAGUUAACUGUGUUUUUUUUUUUAAUUCUAAUGUGAAGAAGUCUGACUCUCUUUCAGUACCUUGGGGACCUGAGCUCAUAUGUUCCCAGCAUUUUACUUUGAUUUUUUAAUGUUCCCGUGUUGCUGAUUGUAACAAAUUAUUUCCUGAAAUGCAUUUUUUCCUAAUUUCUGAGAGAUCAAACCAGUUGGCUGUUUUAGGAGUUGGAUCUCACAUUAUAAAGCACUGGGGCUAUGUUCCUGAACUAGGGAAUUCUGUAGCAGUUGUUCAAGUUGGUGUCUGUCCAUCCUGUAGCUUACAUAUUUACAGACUAAUUCCAUGUAGGUAUAGUUUAUAUUUUAAAAAGCAAUCCCAUUGACUGGUAAUAUGGGAGACCUCUCCUUUAACCUAUUGUCCUCAUUCCCAGUUUCACUGAAAAGCAUCCCUUUUGUUUUUGUGCUGUGUUUUGUUGGUGUGCUUUUAUACUCUCUUAUUGUAUUCAAGUAGUUUGAAUUGUUUUAGAUGGAAAAAAAAGCACCCAAACUUAAGAGAUUUUUACACGCAAGACAAACUUGUGCACUUUCUAUACAAAAAAAUUGAAUUUUCUUAAUGGGAUUUCUAGGAACGCUGCCUACACUUUAUGAGAAAUAAUAUAUUCACCUUGGACAGGUAGAGUUUAUCACUGUUAAUUUUAUGAGGCUAUUUAUUACCUUCCAGUGCAUCCACUUAGAACAAGGUAAGAAUAAGGCUGCUAACUUUCCUUUGUUGCCUGAUUUCUUUGGUAUGUAUCAUUGUACGGUGGGCACAAGCACUGUGGUAUGCUUGUAUAUAGAACUUAAGACUAUUAUGGUGUACAUAAGUUCCCUAUGGCUUAUGGACAUUUCUCCCAGAGUUAUUUAUUAAUUAAUUUUAUGGUAGGGCUAGUAUGAAUACCUUUAUAACAAUUGUGUGCUAUUAAAACAAUGAAGAAUCAACUGACUCCGUUUUGAAGGAUAUUUUCUCUAUAUGGAAAAAUAUGAGAAGAAAUAAAGUCUUGAUUAAAUGAAGAUCACUUGACUCAAAAUACUUACGUGUAUUUUGUUCAUAUUACCACUAAACAUAUUAUCACCGAACUAUUAACGGACCGCACAGCAAUAUGUGAUACCAUGUAGUUUUUGUUGAAUUCACUGAAAUUCUUCCAUUUGUCUACUCCUGUUUUUUAAUGGCGUUCCAGCUUUAAUGUUCCGUGAGCCUCAGGAAUUUUGACUCUAGAGUGACAAAAUAAUGUUGGUGUUCAGGAGGCUAAAUUUCAUUUAUGAUGUUAGUGGUGCAGGGGUUCAACAUUUAAGUAAGAAUACUUUCACACACUACCUCUCUCUUUUUUUUUUUUUUUUUUAACAAAGUUGUAACAUCUAAAGUUUUGGGGAAAAAAAUACUUCAGGGCUUGACUUUUUGUACAAAUUUUAACUGUAAAAUACAAAUUUAUCUUGUGUAUAUUAAUGAAAAUGGAAAUCAAAGCUGCUAGUGCUUUUUAUUUUAAUUAUCCUGCUGAGAAUAUGUGUCACUGGUGUUUUUAACUGUAUCUCUGUCAUUUAAAUUAUCGGCGAAAUAAUUAUUAGACAUAUUGUAAAACCAAAAGGCCUUGGUUAUACAAUAAAAUGUCAAUUCAUUGGUA